AUGGAUGCAGGAAAUCACUCGGUGGUGUCCGAAUUUUUCUUGAUGGGACUCGCCAGUUCUUGGGAAAUUCAGAUUCUCCUUUUCCUGAUUUUCACAAUUUUUUAUGUAGCAAGCAUGCUGGGAAACCUCCUCAUCGUACUCACAAUCAUCUCAGAUCAUCAUUUACAUUCCCCACUGUACUUCCUGCUGGCAAAUCUCUCCUUUAUCGAUACAGGUGUGUCCAGCAUCGCAACUCCAAAGAUGAUUUAUGACCUCUUCAGAAAAUAUAAAGUCAUCUCCUUGAAAGGCUGCAUCACUCAGAUGUUCUUCAUCCACACUGUUGGUGGUGCAGAGAUGUGGACCAUUGGACUCAUCCACUCUGUAGUCCAGCUGGCUUUUGUUGUAAAUUUACCCUUCUGUGGAGCCAACAAGAUGGACAGCUUCUAUUGCGAUUUUCCUCGGUUCAUCAAACUUGCAUGUAUAGACACCUAUAGCCUACAGUUCCUGAUCAUGGCUAACAGUGGUUUCAUCUCCAUGGGCACCUUCUUCAUCUUGAUUGUGUCCUACAUCUUCAUAUUGGUCACAGUUCGGAAACACUCUUCAGGUGGCUUGGCCAAGGCACUCUCCACUCUCUCAGCUCACAUCACAGUGGUAGUUUUCUUCUUUGGUCCUUGCAUUAUUGUCUAUGUGUGGCCCUUUCCUAAUUUAUCUAUAGAUAAAUUUUUAGCUAUUUUUUAUGUAAUUAUCACACCUUUUUUGAAUCCUAUCAUCUAUACAUUUAGAAAUAAGGAGAUGAAGAUGGCAAUGAGGAGACUUUUUGACAAGGUUUUGUGUUUCAGGAAGAGUCCUUAA
Molecule: messenger RNA, 831 nt
Organism: Fukomys damarensis (Damara mole-rat)
Lineage: Eukaryota; Metazoa; Chordata; Mammalia; Rodentia; Bathyergidae
Product: olfactory receptor 4F3/4F16/4F29
Exons: 2
Coding region: 1-831 (276 amino acids)
Biological process (GO): G protein-coupled receptor signaling pathway
Cellular component (GO): membrane
Molecular function (GO): G protein-coupled receptor activity; olfactory receptor activity
Source: RefSeq, a predicted model, not a curated record